Procambarus clarkii (red swamp crayfish) is the source of this 1874-nucleotide messenger RNA. NCBI's taxonomy places the organism in Eukaryota, Metazoa, Arthropoda, Malacostraca, Decapoda, Cambaridae. The record is from RefSeq and is a predicted model, not a curated record.
AUGAAGCAGGCUCAACGUAUCCUGCUAAAGCAGGCUCGCCGUAUCCUACUGGAGCAAGCUGGACGCAUUUUACUGGAGCAGGCUGGACGCAUCUUACUGGAGCAGGCUGGACGCAUCUUACUGGAGCAGGCUGGACGCAUCUUACUGGAGCAGGCUGGACGCAUCUUACUGGAGCAGGCUGGACGCAUCUUACUGGAGCAUGUUCGACGCAUCUUACUGGAGCAGGCUGGACGCAUCUUACUGGAGCAGGCUGGACGCAUCUUACUGGAGCAGGCUGGACGCAUCUUACCGAAGCGUGUUGGACGCAUCUUACCGAAGCGUGUUGGACGCAUCUUACCGAAGCGUGUUGGACGCAUCUUACUGGAGCAGGCUGGACGCAUCUUACUGGAGCAGGCUGGAUGCAUCUUACUGGAGCAGGCUGGAUGCAUCUUACUGGAGCAGGCUGGAUGCAUCUUACUGGAGCAGGCUGGAUGCAUCUUACUGGAGCAGGCUGGAUGCAUCUUACUGGAGAAGGCUGGAUGCAUCUUACUGAAAAAGGCUGGAUGCAUCUUACUGAAGCUGCGUUGCUGUGGGCGUGACAUUAGCGUGUGCAGCAUGGUGCGGGUGCGGGUGUACUCGCGGGCGGUGGUGGGCGGCUAUCUGGUCGCCCUGGUGCUUCUCCUGCUGGUGAUCCAGAUCGUGAAUGACGGCAGGACUUACCUGAGUCUUCCAGCGGUGGUGGCCGACUACGAAGACCACUUCGCUCCAGACGCAGUGAUGGGCGUGGAGGGCGGGGAGGGCAAGGGUGGGUGGCGGGCGGCGGUCUGCACCCUACAGGCCAACACCACCACCCCGCCCUUCCCUGUCAGGCUGCCCAAUUUCACAGCUUCUUCCAGCGACAAGAACAUCUUCUUUCUGGAGACGAUGUGGUUGGUGUGUGGUGGUGGUGUUGGUUGGUGUCUGGCAUGUGCAGUAGAGAGCGCAGCGGUCCACCACCCCGACCACCAGGUCCACCUAGCCCUCACGUCCACCCACGUAGGGAGCACAGAUGCCAUCAUCCACGCCCUCGCCUCCUACAGCAACAUCCACAUCUCCACGCUGGAUGUUGACGACAUCAUGGAGGGUACAGGACGACUCGGCAAGUGGCUCCGAGGGAUGGAGUGGACAAAGAGCGACUGGGCUGGAAUCAAUUUGUCGGAUGCGCUACGUCUGGGUGUGGUGUGCUCUGUGGGAGGUAUUUACCUUGACUUGGACGUGUGGACAAUGGCACCCUUGCCUUCCGGCGAGUCAUGGAUUGGCCGUGAACGCUGGGACUACCUCUCCAAUGGUGCCUUCAAACUCCCUAAGGAUCACUGGGUGUGUGAAGAGGCCAUCAGGGAGCUGACGGAACACUUUCGGGGCAAUGUUUGGGCCUAUAACGGUCCAGAGGUCUUCCUGAGGGUGGUGAGGAAGGCUUGCAACAUCCAGAACAUUACUGACAUUCACAAGUGCAAGGAUCUCGUAAUAUUGGCUCCCUCCACCUUCUACCCGAUCCACUGGAGUCACUGGGAAGAGUUCUUCGUAUCUGGUGGUGGCAGUUCUAGGACUUGGCCUCAAAAUACUGUUGCAAUCCACCUUUGGAACAAGCUCAGUAUAGGGGCACCCCUGCACCCCGGAGAUGGCUCGAUCGUUGACAAAACCUCACAGAAGAACUGCCCAAAAAUAUUCAACACCGUCACACAGAUCAAGAAGUUCAGAGAUAACUUGCAAACAAGAAAGAUGCACAAUAUAUCUUCAAAACACAAUCUUGAAGCAUGAGAAAAGCAACCUUCUCCAGUUAUUAUGUUUAUAGCACAAAGUUACUAAGAGAAUGCUGUGUCCACAAUACCAGAGUAUAAAAUAUACUUGUUCAAUAA